UUUUGUGUGAAAUGGCAACGUUCUGCUGGUGAUGUAAACAAGCGUUCUACUGAGCAAGAUGCUUUUGAGGACUUUGCCCUUGAGCUUUUCACUGGUCUUGAUCCAGUUUCCCAGAUUUCUGCGGCAGUCGAUCUUGUGCAGUUCAUUCUGAGAUUAGGGAGCGAUUACUCUUCCGAGUUAAUGACGAACGUGGUGGAUCAAGCGAUUUUUGAUAGAUCAAAAUAUUCCUUACCAAAGCUCCGUCAUUUUCGUUUUGUUGCAAUCGGUCUUGUGGCCAAGCUAAGCAUACUGGACGACGCCCACCUUUAUCAGUCAAUGAUACUUACUGGCAAACGCUUGAUGGCAGUUUCCAUUGAGUUGGCAGAGUUCGUUGAGAAAGAGAAUUUGGCAGCCGAGCAGGGAAAUGAGCCACAAACUGUUCGGUACUGGGUUGCUCUUUCAUCUCGAGCAGAGGCAGUAGCGGAUAAGCUUCGUCAUUUGAUGCCAGGUGGAGUGGCAGCAAGAAUCAUAGUUGAUACUUUAGAAGAUGACAGUACUGAUACAAGAAUGCGAGAGAAAGCUCUUCAACUUGCUAACUUAAAGUUGGUUCAUGAUGGUUUCUUUUUCACGGAAAGCGGCAUUAACGAGGAGCAUCUCGAGAAAAUGGCAAUUGUUUUGAAUAAAUGGCUUAUAAAAGAAAGAUUGGACAUGGACAAAGUGGCGGACUAUCAAACACUGGAUGACUCUAUGGUUGGAAAUGUGUUGCUUCUUGCUGGGGAACUGAUUAGAUAUGAAAUUUUCCUUUUAUCUCAUAAUAUGAAGACGACUAUGAUAUCUGCAAUCCCAUUGCUGAAAACCUGUCUUGACAUCAUUAACGAAUGUUACUUGAGCCAAAAGAAAUCACUCGACUCUUGCAAUCAACAGGAAGAUGCAGCUAGUAAACGUCGUCGCGUUCGUCAACACUCUCUCAGUGGAAAAAGACUUGGCAGUUCAUCAAUUCUUAUUUGUGCGUUGACGUGUACUCAACGAGUUCUCGAUCAGUUUGCUCCAUUUGUGUCGCAGUACAUCCCAGAAGUACUAGUUCAGUAUUGCCGUCUGUAUGGCCGGUAG
Molecule: messenger RNA, 1089 nt
Organism: Strongylus vulgaris
Lineage: Eukaryota; Metazoa; Nematoda; Chromadorea; Rhabditida; Strongylidae
Source: the annotation of a GenBank genome assembly